AUGCACUUCACAACAGCUGCCGCAGCGGCUAUUGGCCUUCUUGGCGUCAAUGUGGCCGCUCAAGGUCUUGGUCAGACCGCGAUCUGCCCAUUCGAUGGAAACCGCGGUCCGAAUAUCUUAUUGGCCGUCGUUCAACUCCCCGAUGGUGGCACCGAGAUAGAUGCUUGGCUCUACGGCUACAACUGGUGCAGCCACAGCAACUUCGUGUCUAGCUCAGGCGACAUCUGUUCCGAUACCGGAAGCAACGACAAUACGGUCGAAUUCAUGCACGCCCCAUUCACUAACAAGUUCGGUGCCUUCGAUCCCAUCUGCUACGCAAACAUCGAUAUUCAAUUCUUCGGAUGCGAACCCGGACAGAAUGGCGGCUUCAACUACGACAACGUUGUGGCGUGGAUUACAUCCAAGCCCCCGGACCAGAUCACCAACAGUGCCGUCGAUGCUGCACCCAACUUUGGACCUCAAAGGGGACAGUUCGGCCAGCCUCCGCAGGGUGCGAUCCCACUGUCCCAGGCGGGACCUGGACAGUUCAAUGGCCAACAAGGUGGACAGCAGCCGCAACAAGCGCCACAAGGUCAGGUCGGCAAGAGACAGCAGUCUCAGUCUCAGGGCGGCGUUGGUCAAUCCCAGAACCAGCAGCUCGGCGGUCUCCAAUCCAACAACGUGCCAGGCUCAUUCAAUCAACCUCAAGGCAUCAAUCCCCAGCAGCAGGGUCAGUUCAACCCACAGCAGCAAGGCUCGUUCGCUCCUCAACAGGGUCAAUUCAACCCACAGCAGCAGGGCCAAUUCAACCCACAGCAACAGGGCCAAUUUAACCCACAGCAGCAGGGUCAAUUCAAUCCUCAACAACAAGGUCAAUUCAACCCACAGCAACAGGGCCAAUUCCCUUCUCAACAGGGUCAAUUCAAUCCUCAGCAGCAACAGCAACAUCAGCAGCAAGGCCAGUUCAGUCCCCAGCAGCAAGGCCAAUUCGGCGGCCAACCGGGACCAUACGGUGGCCAGCCAGGCGGCGGUCAACAGCCAGGCCAAUCGGGCUUGCAGCCGCAGGUCUCGUAUCUCUACCAAUGCGUUGAUGACAGAGAGCACCGCGGCUGUGUCUACAACAGCCAGAUUGAUCCUCCUUCUGAGACCAAGUAUACUGCUUUCUUGAGCUGUGGUGUUAUGGCCGAGCCGUAA
Molecule: messenger RNA, 1173 nt
Organism: Zasmidium cellare ATCC 36951
Lineage: Eukaryota; Fungi; Ascomycota; Dothideomycetes; Mycosphaerellales; Mycosphaerellaceae
Exons: 3
Coding region: 1-1173 (390 amino acids)
Source: RefSeq, a predicted model, not a curated record